UACAAACACCGACAUUAAAUUUGAAUACAGCUUUUAUAAAUUAAACAUACACUAACAUAAAUUAUAUUUUAUAUUAUUUCCAAAAUUUACACAAAUUAUUAAUCAACACAGUCGCACACCAAAAUAACAUAAAAUGACUUCUAACAAUAACACUAGCAAAAGAAAGACGUUGACGCCUCGGAAUGAUAAGAAACCGUUAAUAAAUCAAACUGAUCAAACUAAAUCUUAUACACUUAAAAUUCCUAAUAAACUCGAUGCUGUUGAAAUUAUUGAAAAAGCGUUCAAUCAUGUUUCGAAUAACGACUCAGAUAAUGAGGUAAAUCAAUGCUCAACAACAAAUAAUACAAAAAACAAUGAUAGACACAAUGAAUCUAACCAAAUUCCGGAAUUUAAAGAAGAACACCAAAACCCAGAACUGUCAAAAAUAAGUAGUAUCUACUCGAGAUACCAAUAUAAUUUUAAAAAUUAUUUACACGAACUUCAUAAAGCAUUGAUAAAAGAGUGCAACUAUAAUUUAAUAGAUUACACUUCGUUAAACGCACAAUUUAGCAUUGCACCCAUCUCAAAUAUCAUUGAACAAACAUUACAAGCUGUAAAGGAUAAAAAAAUAUUUUCAGUAUUAGGUUAUUUUCCAAAAAUAACUUUAGAGUUGAAGAAUCGCGGUUGGAUAGAAAAACGAGAUCCGUAUAGACCUCCAAUAAAUUAUUCAUAUUAUGUAAAAUCAGCACCAUACAUGAUUAAUUACAUUGAAUCUCCUCCUGUGAUACCACCAAUUGAUGAGAACGAAGCGAUUAUUGAACGUCUGAAAAACGUGCAAUCAUGGAGUAUUCUUAAAGAUAAAAGAUCGGAUUUAAUUUUCGUCACUAAGAAAAGGUUGAUUCAUUGGUCCAGUUUAAGUGAAUUCACUUCUGUUAGUCAGAUGACAAAACACGUGUUUUGUACCAAAAAUGGUUUGGCACAAUCAUUGCAAUGUUACAAAAAUGUUAAAUCAAAUUUGAUGUUUCCAAGAUGUCAUUACAUUCGAUCUGAAGAAGACAAGGAUGCAUUUGUGGAAGAUUACAUUAUAACAGCGUUAAUAAGCACACUAAAGAUUAUUGUAAAAGCAAUUGAGAAUAAUAUAAGAAUUUUCACUGAAAAUGGCAAUAUACCAUUCAAAAUGAUUGAAUUUGUAAAACGAUGUAUAUCAACAUUUUUGAAUACACAAAUAGCUGGUAAUACAAAUAUCGAUAUAUGGAAGUUUAAGGAUAAAAAGGAAGUAUGGGACGAAUUUAUGCUUCAUUAUACAAAACUGAUCGUAGAUAGCAAUUCCAAAUUUGAUCACGAGUAUACAUAUGAAUUCGAAGUAGAUGUUUAUGCAAAGUGUAAAUAUUUACUGGAAAAAAUAAAAACAUACUGUCCUCAACACUAUAUAGACGGUAUAACUAAUACAUGGAUUAUAAAACCUACGUCAAACUGUUCUGGUCACGGAAUUAUGUUAUCUAGGGACUUACAAACAAUUAAACAAAUAAUCACUGAAGCAGACGUUUUGAAAAAUAAUUAUAUUCUACAGAAAUAUAUAGAAAGACCCCUUCUGAUACAUACAUGUAAAAUUGAUUUGAGACAAUGGUUUUUAGUGACUAAUAUGAAUCCAGUAGUUGUGUGGAUGUACAAAGAAGGUUAUGUUCGUUUUUGUGCAAACAGCUUCUCAAUGAAAAACAUGCACGAAUCCAUUCAUCUCAGCAAUGUUAGACUGCAAAUGAAAUAUCGAAAAAGCAGGAGUCAGCGAGUACCUGAAGAAUGCAUGUGGGAUUACAGAGAAUUACAAAACCAUUUGAGAAAAAUUGGACAAGAAUACGUGUGGGAUGAAUUAAUAUUUCCUGGAAUGAGUGAGAGUGUUUACGCUGUGUUACAGGCCGCUAAAGACAAUUCGUUGUACCGUGAAAAAACUUUUCAAUUGUUUGGAGCAGAUUUCUUAAUCACAGAAAACUUUAUUCCAUAUUUAAUCGAAAUUAAUUCUAUUCCUGGACUGAACCCGUCAACGAGUAUUAUUGCCAAUUUGGCACCUACGCUCCUUGGAGAUAUUGUGAAAGUGACGGUGGACUAUGAGAAAAACUCGUUUGCCGAUACUGGACUGUUUGUAAAGGUUGUGCCGGAAGAGCAGAAACUAGCUCCCGUGAUUAGUCCAUUCAUAUCACCGAUGGCCGUGAUGGACAGUCUAUUCAAAUCGUCAACGGUCGAACUGGAUAGUCCACAUAAUUCGUCGGCGGUCGAGAUGAAUGGUCCGUGUAACUCUUCUUCGACCUUAGACCCAGCACCGUUCACAACUGGCUACCACCGUCAGUGGAUGGAAAAUAUCAAUAAAAAGUUGGCGGCACUACGGAUUCGCGUAAAUGCCCAGCAGACUCGCAGUUAUUCACGCAAUAAAAAUCACAAUACUUGAUUAUCUUAAACUAUCGUAUAAUGUAUAAAGUUUUUUGAUUCCAAAAUAAGUACAAAGUAAUCUUUUUAAAUGUUACAAACUUUGUUUUGUUUUUUUAUGAUCGGAUGGAAGAAAAUCAAUAAUAAAGGUAUGGGUACCUUCUAAUAUUAUUGGUACUAAUGUAUUAUUUACUAAAUAAUAAACAUUAAUUGAAUUUUAGAA
Molecule: messenger RNA, 2620 nt
Organism: Aphis gossypii (cotton aphid)
Lineage: Eukaryota; Metazoa; Arthropoda; Insecta; Hemiptera; Aphididae
Product: tubulin glycylase 3A-like
Exons: 10
Coding region: 134-2419 (761 amino acids)
Biological process (GO): protein polyglycylation; cilium assembly; cilium movement
Cellular component (GO): cilium
Molecular function (GO): protein-glycine ligase activity, initiating
Source: RefSeq, a predicted model, not a curated record